Messenger RNA from Neomonachus schauinslandi (Hawaiian monk seal), 439 nucleotides. It is a transcript of the gene PIN4, whose product is annotated as peptidylprolyl cis/trans isomerase, NIMA-interacting 4. The coding region runs from base 33 to 419 and encodes 128 amino acids. NCBI's taxonomy places the organism in Eukaryota, Metazoa, Chordata, Mammalia, Carnivora, Phocidae. Gene Ontology annotation, molecular function: peptidyl-prolyl cis-trans isomerase activity; DNA binding. The record is from RefSeq and is a predicted model, not a curated record. Gene Ontology annotation, biological process: rRNA processing. The transcript has 4 exons.
AGCCGUUCAGGGGUCUGCAGCAGGUUCGGAAGAUGCCGCCCAAGGGAAAAAGUGGCUCGGGGAAAGGGGGAGCAUCCUCUGGGAGUGACAGUUCUGACAAGAAGGCUCAGGGUCCCAAAGGUGGUGGCAAUGCAGUAAAGGUCAGACACAUUCUGUGUGAAAAACAUGGGAAAAUCAUGGAAGCCAUGGAAAAGUUGAAGUCUGGAAUGAGAUUCAAUGAAGUGGCCACACAGUAUAGUGAAGAUAAAGCCAGGCAAGGGGGCGACUUGGGUUGGAUGACCAGAGGUUCCAUGGUGGGACCAUUUCAGGAAGCAGCAUUUGCCUUGCCUGUGAGUGGGCUGGAUAAGCCUGUGUUUACAGACCCUCCGGUUAAGACAAAAUUUGGGUAUCAUAUUAUUAUGGUUGAAGGGAGAAAAUAAAGUUGUAUGAAAGACUGAAU